Molecule: messenger RNA, 1754 nt
Organism: Drosophila ananassae
Lineage: Eukaryota; Metazoa; Arthropoda; Insecta; Diptera; Drosophilidae
Gene: Nf-YA
Product: nuclear transcription factor Y subunit alpha
Exons: 2
Coding region: 182-1288 (368 amino acids)
Biological process (GO): regulation of transcription by RNA polymerase II
Cellular component (GO): CCAAT-binding factor complex
Molecular function (GO): DNA-binding transcription factor activity, RNA polymerase II-specific; RNA polymerase II cis-regulatory region sequence-specific DNA binding
Source: RefSeq, a predicted model, not a curated record
UUGGACAACUAUUUACCACAAAAACACAAGAAAAUGUCUCGGCAAGCUUCCAGACUGGACGCUAAGAAAGUGGUGAGUUGAUUGAGAUGGGGGAUAACAGCAUGGAGUCUUGGAAUCGGGAAAAUCCGUCCAAUAGUUGUAAGUAAGUGUGUUGAGGGCUUGAGGGACACAAAUCCGGGCUAUGGAAAACCAUUUUAGCGCAACACGCCCUACAGCCACGACUAGAAUGAGCUCUGCUGCCUCCGCCACCGCCGCCAAUAACCACAACAACAGUGGUGUCAAUGCCACUAGCCACGGAAACAAUGUGGCAGCCGGAUCAGCCAAUGCUCAGCCGAUUCAAGUAAUACCCAUGCCGCUACUGCCCACUGGAGCGGCUCAAAUUAUAAUCGGGCAACAACCCCAGGCGCAGGCUACAACGGCAGGUUUGCAGCCUCAGUUAAUCCCUCUGCAGGCCAACCAGAUCAUGCUCCAGGCGCAGCAGCAGCCACAGAUGCAGGUGAUGCAACUGCCGGAUGGCCAAACGAUCUUCUAUCAGACGCCCACGAUUGCCGCUCUGGAUCCCAAUGCGGCUGCAGCAGCGGCGGCAGGUCUCACCUCCCAGCCCUCUUCCCAUUACCUCAAUAUUAACGGACAGCUGGUGCAAAUAACUCCAGCUGCUAAUGCCAACCAGGCGACAGCCACUGGAGGCCAGCAGAUCAUCAUGGUGCCACAGACGGCCAUGGCUGCAGUCAAUCCAGCCGCAGCGGCCGCCGGAGCUACAGGCGUUGUGGUGGCCCAGCAACCGCAGCAGCAACAGGCCCAAUCGCAACCACAGCCACAGCAACAACCGCAGUCCACGUCAGCCGCUGUUAACUCUGCUGCCAACAAUAUUAACGCCGAUGUCAGCACCAGUACCACGGGAACAAAUACAAACAGCGAGGACGAGAGCUCCAAAGGGGAGGCGGACGAGGAGCCGCUCUACGUAAAUGCCAAGCAGUACAAAAGGAUUCUAAUCCGGCGGCAAGCCAGGGCGAAACUGGAGUCCCGUAUACCCAAGGAGCGCUGCAAGUAUCUGCACGAAUCUCGCCACCGGCAUGCUAUGAACAGAGCCCGUGGCGAAGGUGGACGGUUCCACUCGGCCCAGGAGAAGGGUGAUCAGUCGGGCUCGGACAGCGGUAGUCUUCCGAUGUCGCAAAGCAGUAGUGUGACCCUGAGCAGAGGCACAGCCAGAGCACCACCGAAGCUGAUCGCGCCGCAUCAAACACCCAGCAUCACCAUCACGGCAAUCAAAUCGGAAGCGUCGAUGUAGAUACAAACAAAAGUAGAUGAUAGCUCUUAGUCCUAAGUCGUGUCACCCACAAUCUGUCUCACCCACCUGUCCUUAAACCUUAAACACCAUCCGAUUUUGGUUUUCAAUCCUUGGUAUUGUAUUUUUGUACGUCAGUGGCCACCAAGGGUAUUACAUUUUUGUUUUCAAAUCGAUAUUGAAGCCAUUUUCACUUUUCCAAAAAUCUAUUCACCAUGUUCUUUGAAAAACAAUUGCAAUUAGCUAUGUUUAUGUAUUAAUUAUAUCAUUAAAAACAAUGCAGUCUAUUAGGAAAGUUUAUUUAAAAAUUCUAUAAUAUUUGUUAAUUUUUUUAGUUCAAAUUUAAAUGUUUUAUUUUCAAAAAAUAUACAUGCAUUUAUAGAUUUUUGAAAUAGUGAAAUGAAGCUGAAAAGAAUCGAAAAUAGUCACCGCAUUAUGGAAAUUAAAUACUUAACCUUAACACCAACAA